Molecule: messenger RNA, 560 nt
Organism: Dentiscutata erythropus
Lineage: Eukaryota; Fungi; Glomeromycota; Glomeromycetes; Diversisporales; Gigasporaceae
Source: the annotation of a GenBank genome assembly
CUAAAGAUAUCGCUCAAAAAUACAAUAUAUACGAACAUGUUGCCGCACUACUGGAAUCAGAAAAUAGUUGGUUUGAUACUCCUAAAAAGCAAAGCCCAAAAAUUAAGUCCGAGCGUGAAGCUUCAUCCCACACAGAAACGUUGGAAUCUCCAAAUAUUACGUCACCUGCUACUACUAGUACUCGUUCAAUUGUCAAUAACAAUAUUAAAUCAACGCCUAACGGAACAAUUAAAUCUGAUGAGGUUAAAGCCCCGCGAAGAACUUCUGCGAGAUUACAGGCCCGUUCUGCUAAACAGGAGCCAUCUAAACGUCUCAGGGAUUCUGAUAUUGGUGAACGUGAUGUUAAGGAUAAAGUACAAAGCCUGAAACGAAAGUUGGAUGAGAAAGAAGAAUACCUUAAUUAUGGUAUAAGCAAUAAGAAACGCGCGGUUUGGGCCGGAAUCGGAGCUGCCGUUGGUGCUGGUGUUGCUAUGAUCGUCAUGAAUAGCAUGGGCAUAGGUCCUUCUGACAUAGCAAACGGAAUCAGUGAUCUGCCGAGUAAAUUAGGCAGUAUGUUCUAA